This is a messenger RNA of Patiria miniata (bat star), 2988 nucleotides long. Its product is annotated as bcl-2-associated transcription factor 1-like. Lineage: Eukaryota; Metazoa; Echinodermata; Asteroidea; Valvatida; Asterinidae. Bases 225 to 2513 code for a protein of 762 amino acids. The record is from RefSeq and is a predicted model, not a curated record. The transcript is spliced from 6 exons.
CAGGUGAAACUUUGAAUUUCUACGAAGCGACACAUGAGGGCGCCGUUCAGAUUUGACACGCGCUGUAUCACAAACAUGGCGCUCCUUCGGAGGUAUGGCUGAUUACACAAUUAUGUGACACCCCUCAAGCUGCUUGACAUUCAACAAUCCGGAACUUACAAGACGACAGGAUUCCUGUUUUUGUUGAAGAUUUAUCUUGACAAAAAAAAUCAAAAUCUGGUAAAAUGCCAAGAUAUUCAAGGUCACCAAGACAUCGCCGCAGGAGAUCUUAUUCCAGCAGCGUCAGUUCACAAUCCAGGUCCAGAUCCAGGUCACCUCUGAGAGGUAACCCCAAGUACCACCCUCAUGGCAAGAAGACCACUAGGGGGCGCUCAUAUUCCCGAUCCCCACCAAGGAAGGACCGUGGGUCAAGCUAUAAAAGUUCCUCCUCAAAGCAACGAGGAGGCAGACGCUCACGCUCUUACACCCCUGAGAAACGUCACUACGGUGGAUCAACGAGCAAGGCCAAGUCCAGGUCUCGGUCUCCAUCUCAUCGAAAUAAAAGAUACAGGUCGCCCAAGAGAUCACCUCAGCGAGGUGGACGAGAGGCCAUCCGCCAACAAAAUGAAAGUGCUAAUUACGGACGAGAUGAGCAGGCUGACUCCCGCCCAGGCUACCAAGAGGGUACAGGCCUGUUGCACCAAGACAAGCAAGUCAGAGACUUUGAAGGACCUCAACUUCCUCCUGGCCAUAAUGUUUACAGAGAGGAGUAUGGAAAAGGAGUCCAGGCACAAGACCAGUUACCUCAGGCCUCCCGCGAUGUGGUGUAUGACAUGGGCAAUAGUCAGCGAGGAGGCAGCCAGUCCAAAUUGUCCCACAGCCAGCCUUCGGAGAGGUCCUACUCGAAGGAGAUGAAAUAUGAAGCUGUGUCUCCAGACGAUCUUCGCUUCUCUCCCAAGUCUGCCCAACAUAGCGAAUCGCCCUACGACCGCAAGAUCUCCAAACCUAAGGCAGAAUACUAUCAAGUCCAGGAGAAGUACAGCAAGCUGGAUGCCUCAGGCCAGGGCAACAAACCAGCCAUGCCUACUGAGCCCCAAAAUGCCAAGGUGGCCCCUGCUCCUAUCAUCAGGCCAAUAUUUGACCCCUACUCAGUGAAGAUCCCCCGCCGUAAGGACGAGGGCCUGACGGAAAUAUUUGAUCGGCCAGAACUGAAGGCCCGCUUUGCUUCUGAGCAGCUGCCUCCUGACGGAGGCCCGGAACCCCAGAAGAAAGAGCCAGUGGUGUAUCGGCAAGAUGUACACUUCACAGGCACUCUCCCGAGCGGUGCCCUCCCACCUCAGGCACAAAGCUUCAUCGAAAAGCGAGAGCCUGUGAUCUUGGGCUUUGAGCCUAGGCGGGAAACCUACCAGGGCCCCAGCUUCCAGUUUGCCCCCAGAGUCAUCCAGAUGGGUCUUGACAACCAGUACCCAGCUCAGCCUUCGACAUACCAGGUUCAGCCUCUGGAUCAAUAUGGACCACCCAAGGAAGUCCAGCCCCAGCCAGACUUUAACCGGCAGGCCAUGUUUGUCCAGAACACACCACCUGUCAUGCAGGAUAUGCCUCAGAGUCCCAUCUCCUACCAGUACCCGCCAGAUGACAUGCCCGAUAUUAAAGGCCCACAUGACCUGAGGUAUGAUCUAGACUCACGCCGGAAGCAGAUGGAACAACAGCAGCAGCAGGGGCAAAUGAGAAGCUUGUCUCGAUCCCGUUCCCGAUCCAGGUCUCGCAGGAGGAGUCCCAUGUCCAGGCAGCGCUCACGCUCCCGCUCCCGUUCCCGCUCGCCAUCACAUCAGUACAAGACAUCUUCAUACCGUCAUGGGCGUUCUCGAUCCCGAUCUGAGGAUCAACGUUCCCGGGACCGCAGACCUGUUCGAGAGCGGCUUGGUAACGUCUCCAAAGGAUCUGAAGACAGCUCUUUCUCUGACGGCAAUGAAGGUGGGAAGUCACUCAACUGGAGUAGGAAGCAGGCAUUUUACCAUCAGCACGACCGCCGAGAAGACCGUUCCAGGUCAUCUGACCGCGACUCGGUUGAACGUAACAGCAAGUACCGUGGUGCAAUGCGCGGUACUGGUACAUACCGCGGCGGACGGGGACGAGGACGAGGCUACCUAGGCAAGAACUUCAUCCCAGGCUACGACCGCAGCAACAACCGCGGCAACAACCGCAGCUACAACCGAGGCUACAACCACGGUGUGAGGGGAAGAUACACUCCCAGGGGGCGGGGCUUAUUUGGCGGUAGCGGAGGUAGUAGGAGUCUAGCGUGGACCCAUGACAUGUUUGACAAGGAGAAGGAGGAGACUCAGGAAGGGGAAGGCAAGAAGGAAAAGAAGAAGGCCAAGAAUGACAAGGGAAAAGAGAAGAAGUCUUCUGUGAAACAGAAAUCCAAGACGGUGAAGAAAGCAAAGAAAGUGAAGAAGAGUCCCAGCAGGACCGAGUCAGGCCAGAAAAACAAAGAGGUUUCCCACGCACCAGAGUCGACCAACACUGCAUCUUGAGCUGUGACUGAACACAGGUUGCCAGACCCUUUGCAGAUGUUCUACGCUUGACAUAUUCUGCGUCGCAAAUUUUGUGAAUUGGAAAUGAACCAGAGGUACAUUUUGAUGACGCUUUGAAUACAAACACCUUUAGAAAGAUCCAAACCGCCUUGAAAUAGGUAGCUCUGAUUACACUUGCUAUCUCAUUGCAAGACAUUGAUCUGGUACUUGAUGGUCACUCUUGAUGGUGUGUACCAGUGAAGCUGGUUUGUGCAUUGGAAGAUCAUAUGUGACAUUGGAAGUGGAACCAGUGUAGGCUGCUGAUAUGGCAAGGCACCAGUCUUCAAGGCAAACUUUGUGCGUUGAGGAAAUGUCAGGGUUCCUCCAUUGGUAGGAGUGGUAAAAUGAGUUUAGUUCUUAUUUUUUUUCUAAUAAUGUUAGCUGAAUUAAUUCAAGUUUAUUGUAAAUUUAUUUUCAGUGGUAGAUUUUGUUUUAG